AUGAGGGACCCCGAAAUAACUAGGAACCCUAUCCAUAGGGUCAAUAGAGUUGAUAAUGGGUCUGAUAUCCUUAGGCGUCUAGAGGCCUUAGAGAUGAACCAAGGGUCAAACCAUACUGUGAGCUGUAACAGUGAGCUCAGAACCUAUCCAUGUACCAUUUAUGGUGAUCAAACUCGUAUUGGACCUCAUUGUCCCCUGUUUUACCCUAGUGAAACUACUCGUGAUCAGGUUAGUGUCCUACAUGGUGGUAUGAACUCUAAAUAUGAGGGUCGACCCAAGUUUGACCCAUACUCUAAUAAUUGUAACCCUGGUUGGAGACAUAACCCGAAUUUCUCGUGGUCUAAAGGUACCCAUCAAGGUGGCCCAUCUAGCAACCCACCUCCAGGUUUUCAUUGGAACCAAACUCAAGUCCAAGAACCGAGCCCAGUUGACAAAAGGGUGUCAUCUUUAGAGGAAAGUAUAAGACUCUUAAUUGAGGGUAAUGCCCUAAACAAUUCCCAGACUACCCAAAAUAUCAACCAUUUAGUUCAGAAGCUCGAUGACUUUAUCCUGACGAGUCAGCGUAGCCAACAAAACAGUGAUUGGGCUAUUGCCAACUUAGAGACUCAAAUAAGUCAACUUUCGAACCGGUUAAAUGGUAGAGAGGACGUGACAUUUCCUAACCAAACGACUCCAAAUCCAAAAGGAGUUAACCAGGUUAUCACCCUUAGGAGUAGUAAAACUCUAGAGAACUUGGUAGAACCACCUAAGGAUAAUAGUCCAGCUGAAAAUGAGACCAUAGUUGACCAAACUUCGUCUAAAGACCCUAAUAGGCCUGAGAUUUCUAGGAGUCCAAGUGAGGAAGAUAUCCCUGAUAGAGUGUACAUACCACCUGCACCAUUUCCUCAAAGACUCGCUAAGAAAAAGCCUAGUACAUAUGCUGAAAACCUAGACAUAUUUAAGCAAGUUAAGGUCAACCUUCCCUUGUUAGAUGCAAUUAAACAUGUACCGGCUAUGGACAAAUUCCUAAAAGAGAUGUGCACUGCCAAGAGAGACGCGAGUGUCCAUAAAAAGGCAUUUUUGACCCAACAAGUUAGUUCUAUAAUCUCACAAAAGUACCCAGUCAAAUUUAAAGAUCCCGGUUGUCCUACUGUCACAUGUGUCAUAGGUAUCCAAACGAUAUACAAUGCUCUAUUAGAUCUUGGUGCUAGUGUGAAUCUUUUACCUUUCUCGGUAUAUGAACAACUUGGACUAGGGGAGAUGAAACCAACUAGGAUAACACUACAGUUAGCCGAUAGGUCAGUCAAAAUCCCACGUGGAAUUAUUGAAGACGUUUUGGUUCAGGUAGAAAACUUUAUCUAUCCAGUUGACUUUGUGAUUUUAGACACCCAACCUGUCUCUGGUCAAGAUAUAAAUAUCCCAAUCAUCUUAGGUCGUCCAUUUCUAGCUACUGCAAAUCAGUCAUACAUUGUCAAACUGGCCUUGUAG
Molecule: messenger RNA, 1467 nt
Organism: Papaver somniferum (opium poppy)
Lineage: Eukaryota; Viridiplantae; Streptophyta; Magnoliopsida; Ranunculales; Papaveraceae
Exons: 2
Coding region: 1-1467 (488 amino acids)
Source: RefSeq, a predicted model, not a curated record